AUGUUGCUUCAACGAUCUUAUCUCUUCGAAACACCGGUUAAGAUUCUUUCCAAUCGCCUUCCAACUAAGCCAAUGGACUCAGAGCGGUCCGCUGUUGCCCCUCCAGCUCCAUGGUAUUCGGCCUAUCCCGCACCAAGGAGCGACACUCCCAAUAAAAUCACAUCCGGAGAAGUCCUGGAGCUAUUAAACGGAGUGGACGUUUCAGGAGCGCAGGAUUUUGUAUUGAUCGAUGUCCGACGGAACGACUAUGAGGGAGGAUCCAUACGUGGCUCUAUAAAUAUACCUGCGCAGAGUUUCUAUACCACAAUUCCAUCAUGGUACGCAUUGUUCAAAGCCGCUGGAGUGAAAAGGGCGAUUUGGUAUUGCAAUUCAAGCCGAGGGAGAGGCACGAGAUCUGCAUUAUGGUUCCAAGACUAUAUAGAUGACAAUAAUGACGCUGAGCUUAAGACUAUGAUUUUAGUCGACGGAAUCAAAGGGUGGGCAACUAGCGGGGAUGAGUAUGUUGAGAGAAUGGAUGAAUACGUGGAGGGUUACUGGAAGUCAAAAAUAGGCACUGCACAGAUUGAAAUUGUGGAUAAGAAGGAAUAUUUCUGUGUCGAUUAA
Messenger RNA from Orbilia oligospora ATCC 24927, 603 nucleotides. RefSeq lists its product as uncharacterized. The record is from RefSeq and is a predicted model, not a curated record. Gene Ontology annotation, cellular component: nucleus; cytoplasm. Gene Ontology annotation, molecular function: protein tyrosine phosphatase activity. Lineage: Eukaryota; Fungi; Ascomycota; Orbiliomycetes; Orbiliales; Orbiliaceae. The coding region runs from base 1 to 603 and encodes 200 amino acids. The transcript is spliced from 4 exons.